Messenger RNA from Olea europaea var. sylvestris, 2314 nucleotides. Its product is annotated as pentatricopeptide repeat-containing protein At1g79080, chloroplastic. Gene Ontology annotation, molecular function: protein binding. Bases 215 to 1978 code for a protein of 587 amino acids. The transcript is spliced from 2 exons. Lineage: Eukaryota; Viridiplantae; Streptophyta; Magnoliopsida; Lamiales; Oleaceae. The record is from RefSeq and is a predicted model, not a curated record.
UGCGGGUCAGAAUCGCUAUUCUGUGACUUCUGGAUAACACAAAGAGAUGUGGACAGGACUGGACGGAUGAAGAGGUGCCAAGUUUCGAAUAGGAAGAAGCAACAGUUUUGAAUAUACUCAUACAAAAUGUCAGUAUUCAAUUGGAGUUCGUAAAAAUACAGAACACAAGCAGCUGAAGAGAAAUUAAAGGGUGCAAAAUGAGUCAGUAUUGUUCAUGCUAAAUUCUGUUAAACAAUUACCUCUUCUCAUCUUGAUUACACAUAGUACUACAGAUUUAGGAAAUCUUGAAUUCAUGGCAAGUCUCUUGCAUACGGUGUCUCCAAAACCAUCAUCUGAACAUGCUAGAAAACCCCAUGGAUUCCUUGCCCAUAUACCAAAAUUCCAAUCUUUACCCUUCAAUAAUGAUUUUCCUAAAGUUUUAUCCUCAACCCACCUGGCUAGUACUCCAUUGGACAGUGUUUUCACCCUGCCCAACUGGAGGUCUGGUAGGAAUGACCCAAGAACCAGGGAUAUUAAGCUCAAUGAUGCAUUUCUGUAUUUGGAGUACAUGGUAGGUAAGGGCCAUAAGCCUGAUGUAGCCAAUGCCACUCAGUUAUUGUAUGAUCUUUGCAAGUCGAAUAAGCUUAGAAAAGCUACUAGAGUUAUGGAGAUGAUGGUCAGGUCGGGUACCAUUCCGGAUGCAGCUUCCUACACUUUCUUGGUGAAUCAUUUGUGUAAGAGAGGAAAUGUAGGCCAUGCGAUGCAAUUAGUCGAAAAAAUGGAGGAAUGUGGGUACCCAACUAAUACCAUGACUUAUAAUUCGCUUGUUAGAGGGCUAUGUAUGCGUGGGAACUUGACACAGAGCCUGCAAUAUGUAGAGAGAUUGAUGCAAAGGGGGCUGGUCCCAAAUGCAUUUACUUAUUCGAUCUUGCUUGAGGCUGCUUAUAAGGAAAGAGGGGUUGAUGAAGCAAGGAGGUUGCUGGAUGACAUAAUGGCUAAGGGUGGAAAUCCUAAUUUGGUUAGUUACAAUGUUAUACUGACUGGAUUGUGCAAGGAAGGUAGAAUUAAUGAGGCAAUACAACUUUUCAGAGAUUUGCCAUUGAAGGGAUUUAAUCCUAAUGUUGUCAGCUACAAUAUAUUGUUGAGGAGCUUGUGCAAUGAAGGGCGUUGGGAGGAGGUGAAUGACCUUCUUGCGGAGAUGGUUGGUGAUGAACGCGAGCCAUCUAUAGUCACAUAUAAUAUAUUGAUUGAUUCUCUUGCGUGUCAUGGGCGAACAGAUCAAGCACUCGAGGUACUGGAUGGGCUAUACAAAGAUGGACAAUUCAAACUCACUGCUGCUAGCUACAAUCCUAUUCUUACGAGUCUUUGCAAGCAGAGAAAGGUAGACGAUGUGGUUAAGUGUCUUGACCAAAUGAUUUAUCGACACUGUAGUCCUAAUGAGGGAACAUAUAAUGCUAUUGCUGUGCUGUGCGAGGUGGGAAUGGUGGAAAAGGCCUUUUCAAUUAUCCAAAGUUUGAGAAAUAAACAGGAGUCCUCUAUUCAUGACUUCUACAGAAAUGUCAUCUCAAGUUUAUGUAGGAAAGGCAACACUUAUCCAGCAUUUCAGCUUUUGUAUAAAAUUACAGAAUCUGGAUUUACUCCUGACUCAUACACGUAUUCGUCUUUGAUUAGAGGUUUGUGCAUGGAAAGAAUGUUAGGUGCUGCAUUGGACGUAUUUAGGGUGAUGGAAGAAAGUGGCUACCACCCUGAUGUUGACAAUUUCAAUGCACUUGUGCUUGGUUUAUGCAAAUGCCAUAGAACAGACUUGUCUCUGGAAGUAUUCGAGAUGAUGAUCGAGAAGGGAUAUAUGCCUAAUGAGACGACAUAUACGAUUUUAGUAGAAGGGAUCAUUCAUGAAGAAGAAAAGGAACUGGCAACAGUAGUUUUAAAGGAGUUGCAUCUAAAGCAAGUCAUGAGUCAAAAUACAGUAGAAAGGCUCUCUAUGCAAUACGACCUAUGAAGUCAAAUUGGGAUGUGUAUAAUUCACUUCCUGGUAUUGGUAAGUAUGCGGCCGACUAGAUGGAGAGAUUUGUACAUUGAUAUUGGUCUGGUUAGGGCCAAAUGAUUGUGAAGGUUGACAUCUUCAUUUAUAAGGUAGCAACAAAUGAAUUUGAAUUUAUGCCAAUGCGAAUUUCAUUGUUCUAACUUGUGAUUAUUUCUACUGGCAUAUCUGGGGCAGUUCUGUUAUUGUUCAAAUGAUUUUCAUUGUCAAGUUCGACAAUAAUCAUUUGAAGAUUACCGGUUUUUUCUUGUAAUACAAAUAUGGCAAAAUUCAAUUUCAAAUUGUUCCUAGUUA